This is a messenger RNA of Etheostoma cragini (Arkansas darter), 7389 nucleotides long. RefSeq names its product mitogen-activated protein kinase kinase kinase kinase 3-like. NCBI's taxonomy places the organism in Eukaryota, Metazoa, Chordata, Actinopteri, Perciformes, Percidae. The transcript is spliced from 34 exons. Gene Ontology annotation, biological process: protein phosphorylation. Bases 156 to 3146 code for a protein of 996 amino acids. Gene Ontology annotation, molecular function: ATP binding; MAP kinase kinase kinase kinase activity. The record is from RefSeq and is a predicted model, not a curated record.
UGCGCAUGCUCAAUGCGCAUUGGAAGCCAUGUUGGAGCUACAGUGGGUUCGGGCUGGGAUUUUCUGACGCCGUAUGUUUUUCUUAAAAUAUCUGUUUUCAUACAUUGUCGGAGUUCGUCAAACGUCCGCGAUCGGCGCCGUAAUCGGCAUUGGAAAUGAUGAACUCCAGUGUCGACUUGUCCCGGCGGAAUCCGCAGGAGGAUUUCGAGCUGAUCCAGCGGAUAGGAAGCGGCACCUACGGAGAUGUGUACAAGGCCCGUAAUGUAAACACAGGAGAGCUGGCUGCUAUCAAAGUCAUUAAACUGGAACCGGGUGAGGACUUUGCUGUUGUCCAGCAAGAGAUUAUAAUGAUGAAGGACUGUAAACACUCCAAUAUUGUAGCCUAUUUUGGCAGUUAUCUCCGGAGAGAUAAGUUAUGGAUCAGUAUGGAGUACUGUGGAGGAGGUUCUCUGCAGGACAUCUAUCACAUAACCGGGCCUUUGUCAGAGUCACAGAUAGCCUACAUGUCUCGGGAGACCCUGCAGGGUUUAUACUACCUACACAAUAAAGGCAAAAUGCACAGAGACAUUAAGGGAGCCAACAUCCUCCUGACAGACAACGGCUAUGUUAAACUCGCUGACUUUGGUGUAUCGGCCCAGAUUACAGCAACUCUAGCCAAGAGGAAGUCCUUCAUUGGAACUCCGUACUGGUUAGUAACUUGUGCUUACUUUUCUCCAUUAGCUCCCCUUAUACUGCAUAUGGACAUGCAUGCAGGUAGAAUGAUGUACCAAAGACUUGAGUUUAAAUCUGUCUCUCUCUUUUUCCUCAGGGCUCUCUUCUUAAUGACCAAGAGUAAUUUCCAGCCUCCUAAGUUGAAAGAUAAAGUGAAGUGGACAAAUAACUUUCACCAUUUUGUAAAACUGGGCCUCACCAAGAACCCAAAGAAGAGGCCCACAGCUGAGAAACUGCUGCAGCAUCCUUUUGUGUCCCAGCCUCUCAGCAGGACGCUGGCAAUAGAACUGCUAGACAAAGCCAACAACCCCGACCACAGCACCUACAAUGACUUUGAUGACGAUGACCCUGAACCAGAGUCUCCGGUAUCUGUUCCUCAUCGUAUUCGUUCCACCAGCAGGAGUGCCAGAGAGGGAAAAACACUGUCAGAGAUUAACUUUGGUCAAGUGAAGUUUGAUCCUCCCUUAAGAAAGGAGACCGAACCUCAUCAUGAACCGUGUGAAUCUGAGCCCUAUCUGGACUGUGUUGAGGAGCUCUACUAUACCGCGAGAUCUAAUCUGGACUUGCAGUUGGAGUACGGGCACGAUUCACCAAGUCUACUGGGAGGUAACAAGAGUCUUCUCAAAUCUGUGGAGGAGGAACUACAGCAGAGGGGCCAUGUGGCACACUUAGGGGAUGAUGAUGAUGAGGAUGAUGAUGGUGCAGAUGAUGAUGAAACUCACACUCAUAAAUCAAGCACUAUCAUGAGGCCAAAGUUCCCACCUCCCCUUCCUCCCAAGCCCAAGUCGAUCUGCUCGUCCCAACCACAGCAGCAGCAGCAGCAACAACUAAAACACGACGACAGCCAAUCACACAGCGAGGACGACGGCGGAGGGGGAGGGACCAUCAAACGCUGUCCAGUCCCAGACACGCCGAGCCCCGCCAAGGCCGCCUCCAACGUCCCUCCGCGGCCCCCGCCCCCAAAGCUGCCGCCCCACCGCCGCAGUAGCCUAGGUAACGAGAGCCCGACGUGCGCGGACGUCGAAAACUCUGCUCCAGAGGAUGAUGGGAGCUUUAGGCAUUUCUGGGAGUGGCUCCACACGCCUCACACAGAGGAGGAGCUGGAGGAAGCAUGGGAGGUGCUGAAGGAGGUGAAAGAGGAGCAGGAAAAAGAGAAGGAAGAGGAAGAGAGUAACGGGUUGAACACAGCUCCACAUCCACAGGGAGAGAGGGAGAGUCCAGCAGACAGACAGUCCACCAUGCCCCCUAGUGUCCCCAUACGGAAAGACAAGAAGGACGUUCCGAAGCCAAUCAGUAAUGGUCUCCCUCCUACACCCAAAGUCCAUAUGGGUGCGUGUUUCUCCAAGGUGUUCAACGGCUGUCCUUUGAAGAUCCACUGCGCCACCUCUUGGAUCAAUCCCGACACCAGAGACCAGUAUUUGAUAUUCGGAGCAGAGGAGGGAAUCUACACAUUAAACCUUAAUGAGCUACAUGAGACCUCCAUGGAACAGCUCUUUCCUCGGCGGUGCACUUGGCUAUAUGUCAUGAACAAUUGUCUUCUUUCCAUAUCUGGAAAAGCCUCACAGCUGUACUCCCAUAGUCUGAGCGGUAUGUUUGAACAGGCCAGACAGUUACAGAAGUUACCAGUAGCCAUUCCCACACACAAGCUGCCUGAUAAGAUGAUUCCCAGGAAGUUUGCUGUGUCCAAUAAAAUUCCAGACACUAAAGGGUGCCAAAAGUGCUGCGUAGUUCGUAACCCGUACACAGGCCAUAAAUACCUGUGUGGAGCCUUUCAGUCUAGUGUCAUGCUGUUGGAGUGGGUGGAGUCCAUGCAGAGGUUCAUGCUCAUCAAGAACAUCGACUUCCCGUUGCCGUGUCCGUUGGAGGUCUUUGAGAUGUUGGUGGUCCCAGAGCAGACUUACCCUCUGAUCUGUGUGGCGGUCAGUAAAGGCACCGAACUCAACCAGGUGGUCCGGUUCGGCACCGUCAACCCCAACUCUACCUCCUCCUGGUUCACAGAAGCAGACACGCCGCAGACGUGUGUGAUUCAUGUCACUCAGCUAGAGAGAGACACUAUCCUAGUCUGCCUCGACAGGUGUAUAAAGAUAGUGAACCUCCAGGGCAGGUUAAAAUCCAGCAGGAAGUUGUCAGCCGAGCUCACCUUCAACUUCCAGAUUGAAGCCACAGUUUGCCUCCAAGACAGUGUACUGGCCUUCUGGAGGCAUGGCAUGCAGGGACGCAGUUUCAAGACCAAUGAGAUCACCCAGGAGAUCUCUGACAGCACACGCAUCUUCAGACUACUGGGCUCAGACAGGCGUUUCGACUGUAGAGAUCCAGACGCCGAGGAUAGAGGCCUUACUCUGCCCAGGGUGGUGGUGCUGGAGAGCAGGCCUACAGACAACCCUACUGCCCACAGUAACCUCUACAUCCUGGCAGGCCAUGAAAACAGCUACUGAGAGACACACACACACAGACACAAACACACACACACACACACACAGACCCGCACAUUAUCACACCCUCUAACAGCCUACAACAGACACAGUCACCCCAACCUAACCGCUAACCCACCCAACCUCCUGCGUAACUGGGAGAUGAGCUGUUCAUGGGUGCAGAUGUUGAUUUCCAGUUGCAGACGUUUGGAAAUGCACUGCAGUUACAGUUACAUGUGUAUUAGUUAAGCGUGUUUUAGUAGGGCAGCGGGUUGUGGAGCUGUUUCUGACAGGGCGAGGGUUAAAACUUCUGGUCUGAGGCCAGUUUAGGUUGAGAUAGCCGAGGGAAUCUGCACCUCAGUCAAGCAACUUCAACCGAAAAUCCUUCCUGAUACCAUCCCACCUUUACUGCACUCUGGGGAAACUGCAUCCAACACAGAUGUCUGACAUCAACACUACUUCUACAACUAGUUCUACACUUAGUACUACUGCUACUGCUACUCGCGCUAAAGCUUCACAGAAGAGCCAUCUUGCACAGAAAACCUUUCUCUAUUUCAUCAUCCUUACCCCUCUUUCUUUCUUAUUUAUUGUGGCAUGAUGUAACUUAAACAACCAGGAUGACUUUCCUGUUUUAGUUUUUUUUUUUUUUUUUAAAGGAUAAAAAAAAGAGAAAACAGACUAAAAAGCUUUGCCACCUCUGCUAGCAUUGAAUCCGAUAUCACGUCACAACACCACACAAGUGCUUAAUUGACAUCUAUUUAAUUGUUGUAAAUAUUAAUGUAGUAUUUUUUUGACAGAGACGAACACUAAAAAGACUGGUCAUGUAGAUAGGCGUGUGUAUAGUCUGUACAACUGUGGAGACAAACGGAGAGACAGACAGGCGUGGAGGAGGAGUGACGGGGCAGUAAAUUCACUCCCCAGAUCCUGUGACGAGGGUCUGGAAGCAAAGACCCGUGCAGUCUCCUCAGGUGGACAGCUUUAGCAGUCUGGUUAUACUCUAAUAAUCUGGAGCUCAGGAUUGAACUGAGCAAACACAGGAAGCAGCGCUGAUUGGUCAUUUUCAUGGUGCAUCUGUCACCUGCGGAACUUCCUGCUCGUUUGCACCAUAGCGACAGUUGUCGGGGCGACGGACGUUACAAAUACAGCUCAUUUAAGUUUAUUUCUUUUGUUUGGACAUCUUCCCUUUGUUGUUUUUUUAACAUUGUUUUAAUCAAAAUGCUUUUUUUUUUCAUUUUGCUAUUUUUUUAUUUUUUAUCGAACCACUGGUGUUCAGAUUUGCACAGAGAAAAAGGUAUUUGGUAGACAAAUGUGAUGUCAUUAUAAUAUAUGACUUUGUGUGUAUGCACAGUAUGUUUGUGUGUGUAUGUGUGUGUGCGUAGACGUAGAAUAUGCACAUACAAGUGCGUCAUGUACAGAUCUGGUCUUGAACACGUGACAGUUGUUUCCGCCCGAGGUCACUUACAAAAAAAGCACCAACAGAUAAUAAAAACCAAUAAAAAAGCUGAAUUUACACAGAAGGACACAUCAUUUAUAUUUAUUCAGUAGACCUGAGAUAUAUAUAUAUAUAUUCACUGCAAGCCAUAUUUUUAAGCAUUAAAUUGAACUUCUGUGGUAUUCCACAGGAGUUUGCAUCAUACAAAAGUGCAAGGAGCAGUUCUGUAAAAGACAACUACAUGAAAUAGUUUAUUAUAUAUCACUAUGAAUAAUCUGGAACCGUUUGAAUAACGAGUGGCAGAAAAUCCUUCCCAUAUGGUACUCCAAAGAGGAUAAAACAAAGGCUACAAAUUGUUUUAAAAUUCUGCUAGAAACAGAUCUAGAAAGCAUGGACACAUUAACUUUACAGAGUAAGAUAAAGAGCUAAAGGCCCGAGCCUAGCACUAGCCUCUACUAGGCAGGAAAUGGAACUUCUGUGUAAGUCCAAAUGUUGUAGUCCUUUUAGUCUUAUUUGGAGAACUUUUUUAAACUUUGGCCUUCAUUGUUGUGACUUUUUUAAAGGCCGGCAUCUGUAUAAGAAUUCACUACAUGCAUGUAGAUGUGCACUGUGUGGUGUCUGUGUGUGUGUAGGAGAGUCUACAUGUGGCUGUACACUACCAGUCUUUACAAGCUGUGACUUCAGAGGGAGUGAACGCUAGUGUGGCUGAAUUUAACUGAGACAACAUCGCUAAACCUGAGAUCUUAAAGAGCUGAAACGUUUGGGUUCAUCUUUCAAGUGGGCCACUUUCUAGGAGUCAAUAUCUAAUUCAUUUUUUCAUUUUCUCCAUAGAAACCCAGGUAUAAGCUUAUGAAUAAAUCAACCAGCUACCAAAUACACAGUAUCUAGCCAAACAAGAACAACACGUGUUUAAUCAAAUUCAAAGUUACUGAACUGCUAACAUCAAAGCUAAAAUCCAAUUGACACAAAAGCAACGGCAACAGUUACAAAUUUUUAAAAUGUUCUACCUACUGAGUAAAUGGAAAAUGUAUUAAUGAACAGUUCAGCUCCUUUCAGAUGAGUCACUGAAUGUUACUACGGUGGUUUUUAUAAGAGACACGUCACCAUGUUGGGGGACAAUUUAAGAAAAGAAUGUAAAACCGUUCUGUGAAAGGUUUUCUUCCACUGUACAGAAGUCAUAACCUUUUCUUUUUUUUUUGUCACUACCAACAUGGCAGCAUGUCCCUCCUUCAAACGUUAAGUGACAGGAACCACACCCUACACACUAUUUCACUAUGCUUUCAUGGGGUUUAAACACAUCCUCUUACUGGAUUCCAGCUCCUGCUGCUUUAUUGCACUGUUGUGGCAACGUAGCUAGCUUGAAUCCACUGUGAGGAUAUCAAUUAUUUGUGUACUUUUUUUGUGUUGUAUAACCUGUGCACACCUUUCUUGUAUAAAAUGCCCACAGAGUGUAGCUUUGCACCUGGAAAACAAAUGCCAGAAAUAUGAACCAUAUAAGACUUGAAGAUAGCAAACUUAAUUGCCAUGUAUUGCGUUUGGCGUGGAAAAUGUAUCCCCUUAUGUGGUGCCCUUCAUAGAACUCACUACCACAGAUGAGCAACUUAGCCACGAUCGAGCUAAUAUAUGUGCUUCUAGCCAACACCCAUUAAUAGAAACGUGUCAUAGAUUGAGUGCUGCAACCAAGUUUUGUUAUUAUUAUCUAACAAAACUAUUUUUUACAUCAUUCAGUGUCAAAAACAUGGGACUACCCAUCAAUCAAUUUCAUAUUUAUGCUUAAUUCAGUUGAUUUUUUAUUUUAUUUUUUUCUUAGCGGUUCAUCAUAGUUUAGGGGGAAAAUAUGGAUCACACAUUCAUUUACAUUAGGGAUCGGUCGAUGUGAAAAAUAUAUUUUUAAUUUUUAAAUGAACAUUUUUAUGGCCAAGUUUAGAUAGUCUACCUCAAAUGUCCUAGAUUUAAAAAAUCUUAUUCUAGUCCUUUUCAAAAAUACAGACAUCCACAGUGUAUAAAGUUAAAGGUAAUCAAACUGUCUUCUCUAAAACUCUUGUUAAAUAUCUUUGUCCUCUCCGUUGACAUAGGUAAAUGAUCAGAAGAUGAGAAAUUAAUACAAUUGACUAAAACACACAAAGACCAAAUGAAAGAGAGAUUCUACUGAAAACGACUUCUUUUUUAGGGGUUUCUCUCGUUCCUGAAACAUCCAAUUCCUUUUUAGUUAUAAUAUAUCAAGCCUAAGUUAAAACUCAUCCUGUAUCAUAGCUGUGGGAUUGAACACUGAUUCUAAUGUUGCUGUCAUAGACAUUAGAUCAAGCUAAGUAUAUUCCCCUGAAGCAGACGCCAACAUGGCCUUCCGUUGGGCUAAAGUGUUAAAGUCCAUUUUAUUUUAUGAGCUCAACUACUCCUAGGUCAAAUAAUGUGUGAAAAUAAUUCAAAGGGAUUGUUUGAAGAUGAUGUAGACAUGUGAUAUGUUCAUUUCUUGAAUGUUAAAAGAAAGAAUAGUAAAUUGGCAUUCGGUUCUUUAUGGCUCUCAUAGUGUCCGUGCAGUAAACCCGAUAUAUCUGGCGCUCCGAGCAGAUUAAAGUAAACACAGAUGAGUUAUUUCCAAAAGCUGUUUGAUCCUCCCAAUAUAAAACAAAACACAAAAAGCCUCCUCUGUUCUGUCGCUUUUGCAUCACCUUUGUCUUUUGUUUUCAUAAUGCAAAUGCACACGUUAUAAAAUGUAUAUAGUGUAAAAUAAAAAUGGGUUUGUUUUACAUACUGUAUAAUUGCCUAUAUUUUGUUUCAGAAGUGUAACAGAUUUAUGAGAUGACAGGUUAACACAUUAAAAAGAAGGAACUCAAA